UGCUGUCCCCUACUCGUACCAGGUGCAAAAAUUUAGAGAUCUUUGCAUUUUCACAAUUCUGGCAAAGGUUGGUAGAAUUUUUAAAAAUAUUUAUAUUUAAAAGAUGUCAGAAUUAAAGGAGUUAGCAGGAUUUUUGCAUGACCAAAAUCCACAGGUGAGAAUGCUGGCUACUCAGCAUUUACUUCCUUAUACUGCAAGAAAUAACCCUCAAUUUGAUAUUUGGUUCAUUAACAAUUGUGAGCCUGUAAAGGAUUUAAAGGCUUUAUUGAAGGAUAAACCCCAAAUUGCUAGUCAAGCGAUUACUGCAUUGGUGAACGUGUCUCAGAAUGCAGCAAUUCGUAGGGUUUUAAUGGAUGAUGAAUUUUUAAAGCUUGUUUUUAAUAUUGUCACUGAUCCUUUGCAUGGUCUGGCCGAUUUGUCAUGUAUGGUUCUCUGCAAUUUAGCCAAAGAGGAAGAUUUUGUCCGCAUUUUAGACAUGCAGGUUCCUCUCCGCGAGUUUUCUCUUAGCAGAAACAUUAUUGAUCAAUUGAUGGAUCUUUUUGUAAAAGGAACAAAUCACGGUAUCAACCAAUAUGCAAACUUUGACUUCCUUGCCAAUGUCUUUGCUGAUAUGACACGUUUUGAAAGAGGACGACAAUAUUUCACGACUAUUCAAGAGUACGACAAUGUUUAUCCAGUGUCUAAGUUGAUUGUUUUCACGGAGCAUAGCUCAUUAUUGCGCCGCACGGGGGUAGCAGCCAUUAUAAAAAAUAUUUGCUUUGAUGUACCUUUCCAUAAAAUUCUUAUGGAUGAAGAAAGUGUAAACUUGCUUCCCUAUAUCUUACUUCCUUUGGCUGGUCCGGAAGACUUGGAUGAAGAAGAUAUGGAGGGCAUGUUUGAUGAAUUGCAAUUGCUCCCAGAUGACAAGAAGCGCGAACCUGAUUUGUUUGUGAUGAAAACACACGUGGAAUCUUUAAUUUUGCUUUGUGCAACCCGUGAUGGAAGAGAACACUUGAGAACUCGCAAACUCUAUCCUAUUAUUCGUGAACUUCAUCUUCAUGUAGAGGAUGAAGAUCUUCAAGCCCUUUGCGAUCAAUUGGUUCAAAUGCUUGUCCGUGACGAAGCUACCGAGGAAGUGGAACAGGCUACUCAAAACCCACCUGAUGAGGACGAUGCUAUUAUAGAAGUUGAUUAGGAACUUAUUUUGGAAAAGGAGAAAAAUAGAUUGGAAACUAGGUUAUUAGGUCAUUAGGUCUUGACAAAAUAAAGAAAAGUUUAGACCAUUGGAGCGGAAUUAUUAG
Messenger RNA from Schizosaccharomyces cryophilus OY26, 1280 nucleotides. RefSeq lists its product as uncharacterized. The record is from RefSeq and is a predicted model, not a curated record. The coding region runs from base 104 to 1174 and encodes 356 amino acids. The transcript has 3 exons. Lineage: Eukaryota; Fungi; Ascomycota; Schizosaccharomycetes; Schizosaccharomycetales; Schizosaccharomycetaceae.